Messenger RNA from Octopus bimaculoides (California two-spot octopus), 2490 nucleotides. Its product is annotated as nucleoporin 88. Gene Ontology annotation, cellular component: nuclear pore. NCBI's taxonomy places the organism in Eukaryota, Metazoa, Mollusca, Cephalopoda, Octopoda, Octopodidae. Gene Ontology annotation, biological process: ribosomal large subunit export from nucleus; ribosomal small subunit export from nucleus; mRNA export from nucleus. The record is from RefSeq and is a predicted model, not a curated record. Gene Ontology annotation, molecular function: protein binding; structural constituent of nuclear pore.
GAGAGAGAGAGAAAGAAAGAACAAAAAAAACAACCCAGCAAUCCCUCCCCCUCUACAACAUGUCGAUCGAGACGACGGCAACGAAUAGUCAGAGCUGUGGAUGGCGAUUUACUUUAAACUCACAUCCAUUCUGCAAGAAAUUACACCAACAACCCAACACCAGCAGCAAAGAGAAAACGAAUCAAGCGGUGCCGACCAUAUCGAAGGGACUCAUUGCCGUUCGCGAUGGCAGUUUGUAUGUGUGGGACUUUAAUUCUAAACAGCUUGUCCAUUUGAAUUUGCUGUUGCUGGCUUCUUCCACCACCACCAACAACAACAGCAACAAUAACUUGAACGGACGUAGUAAGAAGACCGAUUCGUCCGUUGAUGAACAAUUUAAUCAGUUCCAGGUCCUGGCACCAAGUUCUGAUAUUGGUUUCACAGUUGAACAGAUACUAUUUAACAAGACAGGACAAUAUUUGGCAAUAUGGGGUCAGGUCGGCAUAUCUAUCAUGCAAAUGCCACAGCAAAGUGGCAAAAAUGCAAUGUAUGGUGGAGGAAAGCACAACCUAGUGGUUCGUACUUUUCCAUUGGUUGAGCGACUGCUUGUGAGCCAUGCAGACAUCCGGCUUUUACAAGUAACCUGGCAUCCUGGCAGCUAUUACGAUGGACAUUUGGUGUUUCUUGCUCUGGACAAUAUACUCAGGAUCUGUGACAUAAAUGAACCAGACAAGAUAUUCCAGGAAAUCUCUCUCAGCUCCUCAAAUGUGUCUCCAUCCAUGCAUUAUUCUCUCUACUCUGUUGCCAUUGGUGAUGCGGCGGUCAGUUUUGACUUUGGUUCCAUAACCGAACUGCCUUGUAAAUCCCGGACAACCUCCAAGAAGACACGAUUAGUUUGGCCAAUCUACAUUCUCCGUGGAAGCGGAGAUGUCCUGCUCCUCUACAGUGACAUUACAUCCAAGUCAUCCAAGUUUUCAUUGUUGACCGGCCCCUUGUUGGUUCAUCCACCGGCUGAGGAUAAUUAUGGCACCGAUGCUUGUUCUAUCCUUUGUCUACAGACCACCCCUCCUGUUGUUGUUAUAGCGACCAAUGAAGGCAAGUUACAUCACUGUAUUGUCCUUAAUGAGAAGAGCGGAAAAUCUACCAUUCCGGACACAGCCAACUCUGAUGAUUCCAGUUCCUUGCUUGACCUCCCAGAAUGCAACAGCGCUCUCUCCACGGACCUCUAUGAUCAGAGUUGUCUGUAUGUCUACGAGAGCGUAGAACUGGAGUUGUCUCUUCAGAGCCACUCCUUGAGAAGAAAUAUUCCUAUUGAAGACGUCUUCACUUGCCCCAUUCAUCUUGUGAAAGAUGUAAGCUGUGAAGAGCGCUACCACUGUUUCCAUUCAGCAGGGAUUCAUUCUGUCUCUCUCCCCUGGCUCAUACAUUACGAAGAAUUCUGUAACAACAGUCUGUUCAAUGAAGAGAACAUCCCAAAUAUAUCUCAGUCGGAGAAAUGCCUUGUCGAACAUGUCCUGUGUACGAAACCGCUCAACUCCAGCCCACAGUUUCCGGUCCUCGGCCUUGGAACUACCACCAACCAUCUUCUUGGUAAAACAAUCAUUGUGCUCACCAGUGAGCUGGAGUUUCUCACCAUACCACUCAAUGAACGCUACAAACUGCCACUCAUUCUCAGCUGUUCCACCCAGAAUUCUUCCGAUGCCUUUGGAUCCCCACUCAAGGAACUGUCCAAAGAACCCUUUGAUCAUCAAUUGGCCAAAAUAUUACAGAGGACAGCAAGUACCCCACUCUUAAAAAGCGGGAAGAGUGCCGACAUUAGCCAGGAGGAAUGCUACAUGCUGUUGAUCCGAAGCACCAAAGUCUUCCGUGAACAAUACAUCCAGAAGCAGGAUCUGGCCAUUGAGGAAAUCAAACGAAGGAUGAAUAUUUUAACGGCCCAGAAAAGUUACCAAAUGUCGGAACUGAAGGAAAUGGCUAAGAGUCAGUCGACCCUGAAGGACUUCAGUCAAGCUCUGGCAGAGAAAUAUGAAUUGAGCAAAGAGAAACAGGACAGUCUUCUGAAGAGAUUAUCUGUGUUGGUCCGUAAGAUCCAGAGCCAUCUUCCCAUUCUGUCUGAUGCUGAGAGAGAUAUGAGGAAGGAACUGAAGAAUAUGGAAGUGGAACUGGAAUCGCUUCGCAAAGAAUUAAACAAAACAAAGAAAAAGAAGGAAUACCAAGAACAUCAACUGUCCCUCAGCAAAUCUGCUUGCCCUAAUACAGUACUCAGCAGCCAAAACUUGGUACAGAUUAAGGAUAUCCUGAAGGACCAAAAUGAUGACAUCAAUUCUUUGAUGAAGUCUGUGAAAGACUUGAAACUGGAGACCCUGAGCUGAGUUAAUGCAUGUUAGUGUGUCGAGAAGAGGGGGAAAGCGCCACCUCAUCUACAAAGACUCUAUAUUUCUCUCCAACGAUUCAUCACAAACAAAAAUGAAAUAUUUUUCCAAUAAAAGUUUUCCAUGUUUUUCAAAAUAA